This is a messenger RNA of Rhipicephalus microplus (southern cattle tick), 2058 nucleotides long. RefSeq names its product Pre-mRNA-splicing factor Slu7. Gene Ontology annotation, cellular component: spliceosomal complex. The record is from RefSeq and is a predicted model, not a curated record. Gene Ontology annotation, molecular function: pre-mRNA 3'-splice site binding. NCBI's taxonomy places the organism in Eukaryota, Metazoa, Arthropoda, Arachnida, Ixodida, Ixodidae. Gene Ontology annotation, biological process: mRNA splicing, via spliceosome.
UCCUCGUAACGUCGUAGUAAGUCUCUGGAUGUCGGCCGGCUGACGACGAGAGAAUGAAUCAGACGAAUCUGCCCGUCUCGGAAAUCAUCAAGAGCAAGGAUGUUGACGAGCCCAAAAAGCAGUCUCGAGAGGAUUGGAGAAAAGCAAAGGAGCUCGAAGAGGCCAGAAAAGCGGGCACAGCACCAGCCGCUGUCGAUGAGGAAGGAAAGGACAUCAACCCGCAUAUUCCUCAGUACAUAUCUUCGGCACCGUGGUAUUUUGGAGCUAAAGGGCCCACUUUGAGGCACCAGCGCCCACAGCCUGAGAAGCAGAAGCAGUUCUCUAGGAUCGACGAUUACUAUUCUCGAGGAGAAUUUGAUUCCAGAGCAACCAAGUACAGAAAAGGUGCUUGCGAAAACUGCGGUGCCUUGACCCACAAGCGGAAGGAUUGCUUAGAGAGACCCCGGAAAGUUGGCGCUCGAUUUACAAAUGAUGACAUAGCUCCUGAUGAAAAAAACUUGCCGGAUUUGAAUUUGGACUAUGAUGGAAAGCGGGACAGAUGGAAUGGCUUUGACCCUGCCUGCUAUCAUGCUGUCAUAGAAGAAUACAGGAAGGUAGAAGAGGCAAAACGGCAACUGAAGGAAGACAGGCUGAAGCAUGAUAUCUUGCACCUGGAGGGUGUCGGUACACGUGAGAGAGAUGACAGUGAAGACGAAGCGGAUGGCGACGAAGACAAGUAUGCCGACAAUGCAGACAUGCCUGGCACAAAAGUGGACAGCAAGCAGCGCAUCACCGUGCGGAACCUUCGCAUACGUGAAGAUGUUGCAAAGUACCUGAGAAAUCUGGACCCAAACUCUGCCUAUUAUGACCCUAAAACACGUUCCAUGAGGGACAAUCCAUACAAGAAUUCAAACAAGACCCCAGAAGAGCUGCAUUUUGCUGGUGAUAAUUUUGUUAGGUACUCUGGGGACACUCAGAAGAUUGCGGAAGCUCAGUUGUUUGCCUGGCAGGCCUAUGAGAAAGGCGUCGAUGUUCACCUGCAAGCAGAACCCACCAAAGCUGAACUGUUGAACAAAGAGUUCCUUUCGAAGGAAGAAGAGUUCCGUCACUCCAUGAAAGACAGCAUCCUAGAAAAGUAUGGUGGAGCAGAGCACUUACAGAUGCCACCAAGGGAGCUGAUAUUUGCUCAGACGGAGGAUUAUGUGGAAUAUUCAAGACAUGGUGAGGUGAUCCGUGGAGCUGAGAGGCCUGUCAUCCGGUCCAAGUAUGAGGAACAUGUUCUUAUCAAUAACCAUACGUCUGUCUGGGGAUCCUACUGGAAAGACUUUCAAUGGGGGUACAAGUGCUGUCACUCCUUAAUAAAGAACUCGUAUUGCACUGGUGCCAGUGGGAAAGAAGUACAGGCGAUGGACGGCAGUGCAAUGCUUUUGCCGACCAAGAUAAUGGAAGCUCCUGCUGACGGCAGUGAUGCUACCCACUAUGUCAAUGCGGAUGAUAACAUUGACAAAAAAGUUGACCAAAAGGAUGGCGAGAUGGUCGACGAGAAGGCCAAGUCACCAGAGGAGGAAGAAAGCAGGCAGUCUUCAUCAGAAGAGCAGCAGAACGAACCUUCGCCUGUUACCUUACCUACUGUCAUGAAGUCUCCAGAAAAGGUGAAGAGAAAGAAAAAGAAGAAGAAAUCCAAAAAAGCCAAAAAACAAAAACGAGUGAAAAGAAGCAGCAGCAGCUCAGAUAGUGAGGACUCUGAUACUAAGGCCGAGAGAGAAAGGAAAGAGAAAAUUAAGAAGGCUAUGGAACAAAUUGACAAAGACAGGACUCAAGAGACUGACGAGCGAAAACGCAAGUAUAACAGCAUGUACGACGUGAAAGCACCAACAGAAGAAGAAAUGGAGGCCUACUACAUGAAACGCAAAAGAGAUGACGACCCAAUGGCAUCAUUUAUGUCGUGAUCGUUUUCUGGCUUUCGUGUCAUUUAUAACUGUACAUAUUACAUCUAUUGUGCUCUGUGAGGAAAUGUUGUAUUUGUUAAUGUGUGGUAUUAGUCUUGUAGAGUGCAAGUUAAUGGUAAAUUGGAAAAGC